GCCCACAGCCCAGCCUCGCCCUUUCUCCUCCGUGGGGUGCUGGUUUCCUUUCAGUUCCCUGGUUUCCAACCUUUCCAGUGGCUGACCCAGGCCGCUUUCUGCUCCCCGUUGCGGCGAACCAACGCGCCUCUCAUUGUGCGCAGUCUUUCCAGUCCCGAGCGCAGGCAUCCAUUGGUUGUGCUGCAGCUAUGGAGAAACUCUGUGGGCACCGAGACAUCCUGUCCUUGGAGAACCAGUGCCUGCCCAUGCUCCCUGACCUCCAGCCCUUGGAAAAAUUACAUGGACAUACAUCUGUCCACCCAGACAUUCUCUCCUUGGAGAACCGGUGCCUGCCCAUGCUCCCUGAUCUCCGGCAUCUGGAGAAGCUAUGUGGACAUAUGUCCAGUCACUCCGACAUUCUCUCCUUGGAGAACCAGUGCCUGCCCAUGCUCCCUGAUCUCCGGCAACUGGAGAAGCUAUGUGGACAUAUGUCCAGUCACUCCGACAUUCUCUCCUUGGAGAACCGAUGUCUAGCUACCCUCUCCGCUGUAAAGAGCUCUGUAUCUACCAGCCCUUUGCUCCAGUGUCAUCGUGCAUCUCACAUGAUGCAAGCUGAUUUGUGCGGCCCAAACAUUAGCAAUUGCCUGUUCCCUGAGCCUCCUACCAAGAAGGUUCCAUGUGUCUCUGAGAAUCUAGACCUUCCAACUUGUUCCAGGGUCCCGGAAUCCAUCUCUGCUACAACUGGAGUUCAGGAAGUAGCUUUGGCUCAGUGGUGCUUCUCAGAAGAACAGGAAAUGCAGGGAGCGACAGAGAGAGCACAAAUGCCCUUGUAUAGUCUAAGCUUGGGAGACGAAGAGGAGCUGGAUGCACCAGUCCUGAAACUCACAUCUGGAGACUCGGAAUCUCAUGCCGAAACCACUGACCGGCUCCUACAGGAAAAGAAGAUGGCUCUCUUGACCUUACUGUGCUCUGCUCUGGCCUCCCAUGUAAACGUAAAAAGUGCAUCUGACCCUACCCGGGAAUCCAUCCUUGAAGUCUGCCGUGAACUGGCCUCCUUGGAACCUGAGUUCAUCCUUAAGGCAUCUCUGUAUGCUAGGCAGCAACUUAACAUCCGGGAGGUAGCCAAUACUGUUUUGGCUAUAGCUGCCUUCUUGCCAGCCUGCCGCCCCCACGUGCGACGGUAUUACUCUGCCAUUGUUCGCCUGCCUUCAGAUUGGAUCCAGGUAGCCGAGUUCUACCAGAGUCUGGCAGAAGGAAAUGAGAAGAAGUUGGUGCCCCUGCCUGCCUGCCUCCGAGCUGCCAUGACUGACAAAUUUGCACAAUUUGAUGAGUACCAGCUAGCUAAGUACAAUCCACGGAAACACCGAUCCAAGAAACGUUCCCGCCAGCCACCCCGCCCCCAAAAAACAGAACGACCAUUUUCAGAGCGAGGGAAAUGUUUUCCGAAGAGCCUUUGGCCCCUUAAGAACGAACAGAUUAUGUUUGAAGCAGCUUACAAUGCAGUGCCAGAGAAAAGUCUGCCAAGGUUCACUCUGAAGAAGUUGGUAGAGAAACUGCAUAUCCACGAGCCUGCCCAGCAUGUCCAGGCCCUGCUGGGCUACAGGUACCCAUCUACCCUAGAGCUCUUUUCUCGGAGUCACCUCCCUGGGCCAUGGGAUUCUAGCAGAGCUGGGCAGCGGAUGAAGCUCCAAAGGCCGGAGACCUGGGAGAGGGAGCUGAGCUUGCGGGGGAACAAAGCUUGUGUCUGGGAGGAACUCAUAGACAAUGGGAAACUCCCCUUCAUGGCCAUGCUCCGGAACCUGUGUAACCUGCUGCGGACUGGAAUCAGUGCCCGCCACCAUGAACUCAUUCUGCAGAAACUCCAGCAUGAGAAAUCUGUGGUUAACAGUCGGCAGUUUCCGUUCAGAUUCCUUAAUGCUCAUGAUUCUAUUGAUAAACUUGAGGCUCAACUCAGAAGUAAAGCAUUGCCCUUUCCUUCCAAUACAACAUUGAUGAGGCGGAUAAUGAUCAGAAACUCAAAAACUAUCAAGAAGCCUGCCAACUCCAGGCACCUGUGCACCCUGACGCGUCGGCAGCUCCGGGCGGCAAUGACUAUACCUGUGAUAUUCGAGAAGCUCAAGCGGGAGAAGCUGAGGCUGCAGAAGACCAGACAGUGGAAUUGUGAUGUCAAGUUGCUGGAGCGGUAUCGCCAGGCCCUGGAAACCGCUGUCAACCUCUCUGUAAAGCACAAUCUAGCCCCACUGCCAGGCCGGACCCUCUUGGUCUAUCUCACAGAUGCAAACGCCGACAGGCUCUGUCCCAAGAGUCACUCACAAGGGCCUCCCCUGAACUAUGUGCUGCUGUUGAUUGCAAUGAUGAUGGCCCGGGCAGAGCAGGUGACUGUUUUGUUGUGUGGAAGAGGAACCGUGAAGAUACCAGUACUUGAGACAGAUGAAGGUAUCCUGAAGACUGCCAUCAAACUUCAGGCUCAAGUCCAGGAGUUGGAAGAAAUGGAUGACUGGCCCAUCAAUACUUUUGGAAAGUACCUGCUGUCUUUGGCUGUCCAAAGGACCCCUGUUGACAGGGUCAUCCUGUUUGGUGAAAUGAUGAAUACUGAGAUGCUGAAUGUAGCCAAACAGAUUAUCUGGCAGCAUGUGAAUUCUAAGUGCCUCUUCGUUGGUGUCCUCCUACGGAAAGCACAGUACAUACCAGCAAAUUUGAAUCCCAAUGAUGUGACGCUCUCAGGCUGUACUGAUGGAAUACUGAAGUUCAUAGCAGAGCAUGGAACCUCUCGUCUUCUGGAUCAUGUGGGCCAACUAGAUAAAGUAUUCAAGAUUCCCCCGCUCCCAGGAAAGACACAGGCACUGUCUCUACGGCCCCUGGAGGAGGACAUCCCAGGCCCCUCGGGUCCUAUUUCCCAGCAUGGGUGGCGCAAUGUCCGACUUUUCAUUUCAUCCACUUUUCGUGACAUGCAUGGGGAGCGAGACUUGCUGAUGAGAUCUGUGCUGCCAGCACUGCAGGCCCGAGUGUUCCCCCACCGUAUCAGUCUCCAUGCCAUUGACCUGCGCUGGGGUGUCACUGAGGAGGAGACCCGCAGGAACAGACAACUAGAAGUGUGCCUUGGGGAGGUGGAGAACUCACAGCUGUUUGUGGGGAUUCUGGGCUCCCGCUAUGGCUACAUUCCCCCCAGCUAUGACCUGCCUGACCAUCCUCACUUCCACUGGGCCCAGCAGUACCCUUCAGGGCGGUCUGUGACUGAGAUGGAGGUGAUGCAAUUCCUGAACCGUAGCCAACGCUUGCAGCCCUCUGCUCAAGCUCUCAUCUACUUCCGGGAUCCUGGAUUCCUCAGCUCUGUGCCAGAUGCCUGGAAACACGACUUCAUUUCUGAGUCAGAGGAGACUGCACAUCGGGUCUCAGAACUGAAGAACUACCUACACAAACAGAAAGAGGUUACCUGUCGCAGGUACUCCUGUGAGUGGGGAGGUGUAGCAGCCGGCCGGCCCUUUGCUGGGGGCUUGGAGGAAUUUGGACAGUUGGUUCUUCAGGAUGUGUGGAGCAUGAUCCAGAAGCUUUACCUGCAGCCUGGGGCCCAGUCGGAGCAGCCAGAAUCCAUCUUGGAUGAUGAUUUGAUCCAGGCCAGCUUUCAGCAGCUGAAGAACCCACCGAGUCCUGCUCGGCCACGCCUUCUUCAGGAUACAGUGCAGCAACUCAUGCUGCCCCAUGGGAGGCUGAGCCUGGUGACCGGGCAGGCAGGACAGGGAAAGACUGCCUUCCUGGCAUCCCUUGUGUCGGCGCUGCAGGCCCCUGACCAGCACAACGUGCCCCCCUUAGUUUUCUUCCACUUUUCAGCAGCCCGCCCCGACCAGUGUCUUGCCCUCAACCUUCUCAGACGCCUCUGUACCUAUCUGCAUCGAAAACUGCAAGAGCCGAGUGCCCUCCCCAGCACUUACAGAGGCCUGGUGUGGGAACUGCAGCAGAGGCUGCUCCUCAAAUCUGCUCAGUCACUGAAACCUGGUCAGACCUUGGUCCUUGUUAUCGACGGGGCGGAUAAGAUGGUGGGUCAGAAUGGACAGCUGACUUCAGACUGGGUCCCCAAGUUCCUUCCCCGGCGAGUACACCUGGUGCUGAGUGUGUCUAGUGACUCAGGCCUGGGAGAGACCCUUCAACAAAGUCAGGCAGCUUCCGUGGUGGCCUUGGGGCCUUUGGUCCCAUCUUCGAGGGCUCAGCUUGUGAGAGAAGAGCUAGCACUGUAUGGGAAACGGCUGGAGGAGUCACCCUUUAACAACCAGAUGCGGCUGCUGCUGGUAAAGCAGGGUUCAGGCCUGCCAUUGUACCUACACCUCGUCACUGACUACCUGAGGCUCUUCACACUCUAUGAGCAGGUGUCUGAGAGACUGCGAGCCCUGCCCGCCACCCUCCCACUGUUGCUGCAGCAGAUCCUAAGCACCUUGGAGCAAGAGCAUGGCCAUGAUGUCCUUCCUCGAGCUCUGGCUGCCCUUGAAGUCACGAAAAGUGGUCUGACUGUGGAGCAGCUGCAUGCAGUGCUGAGCACAUGGCUGAUUUUGCCCAAGGAGAUUAAGAGCUGGGAAGAAGCAGUGGCUGCUGAGCACAGUAGAAACCCUUACCCCUCAGGUCCAUUUGCCUACCUUGUCCAGAGCCUGCGAAGUUUACUACGGGAGGGCCCUGUGGAGCGCCCUGGUGCCCGUCUGUGCCUCUCUGAUGGGCCUCUGAGGACAGCAGUUAACCGUCGCUAUGGAAAAAAGCUGGGGCUAGAGAAGACUGCACAUGUCCUCAUUGCAGCUCACCUCUGGAAGAUAUGUGACCCUGAUGCCUCGGGCAUCUUCCAAAGUUGCCCUCCCGAGGCUCUGAAAGAUUUACCUUACCACCUGCUCCAGAGCGGGAACCAUGAUCUCCUUGCAAAGUUUCUCACCAAUCUCCAUGUGGUAGCUGCGUAUCUGGAAAUGGGUCUAGUCUCUGACCUCUUGGAGGCCCAUGUGCUGUAUGCUUCUUCAACAUCCGAAGUGAACCCGAAGCCCCUGGAGGCGGAUGUUGCUGCAUUCCGUACCUUCCUGAGACAGCAAGCUUUGCUCCUUGCCCAGUAUCCUUUGCUCCUGCUCCAGCAGGCAGCCAGCCAGCCUGUAGAGUCACCUGUUUGCUGCCAGGCCCCCUUGCUCACCCAGCGAUGGCACCUCCAGUUCACACUACGAUGGAUUAAUAAACCCCAGACCUUGAAGGACCAGCAAAGCUUGUCUCUGGCAAUUUCCUCUCCAACCGCUGUGGCCUUAUCCCCUAAUGGACAAAAAGCAGCUGUGGGCACUGCCAAUGGGACGAUUUACCUGUUGGACUUGAGAACUUGGCAGGAGGAAAAGGCGCUGGUGAGUGGCUGUGAUGGGAUCUCCUCUUUUGCGUUCCUCUCGGACAGUGCUCUUUUCCUUACUACCUUCGAUGGACUCCUGGAGCUUUGGGACCUGCAGCAUGGCUGCUGGGUGUUCCAAGCCAAGGCCCACCAGCACCAAAUCACUGGUUGCUGCCUAAGCCCAGACCGUCGCCUGCUGGCCACUGUGUGUUUGGGAGGAGACCUAAAGCUUUGGGACACAGUCAGUGGACAGCUGGCCUUCCAGCACACCUGUCCCAAGUCCCUGAACUGCAUUGCCUUCCACCCAGAGGGGCAGGUGGUAGCCACAGGCAACUGGGCUGGCAGCCUUACCUUUUUCCAGGCAGAUGGACUCAAAGUCAUCAAGGAACUAGGAGCCCCGGGAGCCUCUGUCCGUACUCUGGCAUUCAGUGCACCUGGGAAGUCUGUGGCUGUAGGCAGGAUAGACGGGGCAGUGGAGCUGUGGGCCUGGCAAGAGGCUACACGGCUGGCAACCUUCUCUGCACACUGUGGCUGUGUUGAUGCCGUUCUUUUCUUGCAUGCUGGAGGCCGGUUCCUGACGGCUGGAGAAGAUGGCAAGGCUCAGUUAUGGUCAGGAUUUCUUGGCCGGCCCAGGGGUUGCCUGGGCUCUUUUCCUCUGUCGCCUGCACUCUCUGUGGCUCUCAACCCAGAUGGUGGCCAGGUGGCUGUUGGGUACCGAGAGGAUGGCAUUAAGAUCUACAACAUUUCUUCAGGCUCCCAGGAGACUCAACGUCAAGUGCUAAAUGUGGCAGUGUCCGCACUAGUCUGGCUCAGUCCCAGCGUUUUGGUGAGUGGUGCAGAAGAUGGAUCCUUGCGUGGCUGGAUGAUCAAAGGACGCUCUCUCUAUUCCCUGUGGCUGUUGUCCCGACACCAGAAGCCUGUGCUUGGACUGGCUACUUCCCAGGAACUCUUGGCUUCUGCCUCCGAGGAUUUCACAGUGCGACUAUGGUCCAGGCAGCUGCUGACACAGCCACAUGAGGCAGAAGACUUUCCCUGUUGUGCUGAACUCCGGGGACAUGAGGGCCCGGUGUGUUGCUGUAACUUCAGCCCUGAUGGAAGCAUUUUGGCCACUGCGGGCAGGGAUCGGAAUCUCCUCUGCUGGGAUGUGAAGACAGCCCAAGCCCCUCUUCUGAUUCACUCCCUCACUUCCUGUCACCGUGACUGGAUCACUGGCUGUGCGUGGACCAAAGAUAACCUACUGGUCUCCUGCUCUAAUGAUGGCUCUGUGGGACUCUGGGAUCCAGAGUCAGGACAGCAACUUGGUCAGUUCCUGGGCCACCAGAGUGCUGUGAGCUCUGUGGUUGCUGUGGAGGAGCAUAUAGUAUCUGUGAGCCGGGACGGGACUUUGAAAGUGUGGGACCAGCAGGGAGUGGAGCUGACCAGCAUCCCUGCUCACACAGGACCCAUCAGCCAGUGUGCAGCUGUCCUGGAGUCCCGCCCAGCUGGACAGCCUGGAUCAGAGCUUCUGGCAGUGACGGUUGGACUGGAUGGAGCCACAAAGUUGUGGCAUCCCCUCUUGGUGUGCCAAAUACGCACCCUCCAGGGACACAGUGGUCCAGUCACUGCUGCUGCUGCAUCCGAGGCCUCAGGCCACCUGCUGACCUCAGAUAACAGCUCUGUACAGCUCUGGCAAAUACCUAAGGAAGCAGAUGAUGCAAACAAACCUAGAAGUGCUGUGGUCAUCACUGCUGUGGCAUGGGCACCAGAUGGUUCUCUGGCAGUGUCUGCAAAUGAAGCUGGGGAGCUAAUACUAUGGCAGGAAGCCAAAGCUGUGGCUACAGCACAGGCUCCAGGCCGUGUCAGUGACGUGAUCUGGUACUCGGCACAUUCGUUCUUUGUUCUUAGUGCCAAUGAAAAUGUCAGCGAGUGGCAAGUGGAACUGUUGGAAGGGUCAACGUCCAGAAAUCCCAGUCUUCACAUGAAGCGAGUUCUGCCAGAAGACUUGGGAGUCUUGACAGGUCUGGAUCUGGCCCCUGAUGGCCAGUCUCUCAUCAUAAUGAAAGAGAACGUGGAAUUACUACAGAUGAAGCCUGGGUGUACUCCAUCUGUGAUCUGCCGGAGGUUCGGAUCACAUUCUUCCAUACUGUGCACCAGCAAGGAGCACGGCAUAUUCUACCUGCAGCAGGGGGUCUCUGCAUUUCUUUCUUUCUUGGAGCAGAAGGAGUCAGGAGAGUUUGAUGAGAACCUGGACUUCAUUCUGGACAUAAAGAAUCCUAAUGGGUCCCCAGUAGCAAUCACUCAGGCCAAACCUGAGUCUGAGUCAGCAUUUCUGUGUGCCACCUCUGACGGAAUGCUGUGGAGCUUGGCUGAGUGUACCCAGGAAGGAGAAUGGAUUGUAGACAACAUUUGGCAGAAAAAAGCAAAGCCACCUAAAACUCAGUCUCCAGAGACAGAUCCAUCUGUGCACUCUGAUUCAGAUUCCUGCAUGGAGAGCUGGUCAGGGCCUAGACAUUUAAAGGCACAGCAGGGAAAAAAGAUUCACUUGGGCUCAGUCACAGCCCUCCAUGUGCUUCCUGGAUUGCUGGUGACUGCUUCGAAGGAUAGAGAUGUUAAGCUGUGGGAGAGACCCAGUAUGCAGCUGUUGGGUUUGUUCCGAUGUGAUGGACCAGUGAGCUGCGUGGAACCUUGGCUGGGGCCCGACUCUACCUUGAAGCUUGCCGUGGGAGACACCCAAGGAAACUUGUAUUUUCUAUCUUGGGAAUGAAAAUGCAGUACUCAGGACAAAGAUGAUGUCGCUUGUCCUAGAUAAUGCAAACCAAAUAAAGUGUUGGAAGAUCUUAAGUAUAA
Molecule: messenger RNA, 8140 nt
Organism: Cricetulus griseus (Chinese hamster)
Lineage: Eukaryota; Metazoa; Chordata; Mammalia; Rodentia; Cricetidae
Source: RefSeq, a predicted model, not a curated record